AAAAUUUAAUUUCCCAAUUUUUUUUUUUCAAAAAGCCCUAAAAAAUUUAAUUUUUUCUUUUGCUUACAAAAUAAUCUGAUACAUUCAUGGCUCCAACUCCUAUACGUCAAAAUGGUGGAGUAACUUCACUAAGUAAUAAUACGCACUCUAAAUUUCUUAAAAUCGAUAUGCAUACCCAUAUUCUUCCUAAACAAUGGCCAGAUUUAAAGAAAAAAUUUGGUUACGGGGAGUGGAUACAGUUGGAUCAUUUUGAGCCUGGAAAGGCGAGAAUGGUAUUAAAUGGUAAGAAUUUUCGUGAGAUUAAAUGUAAUUGUUGGUCCGUAGAAGAUAGAAAACGUGAAUGUGAUAAAACAGGAGUUGAUAUUCAAGUAUUAUCAACAGUUCCAGUUAUGUUUUCAUAUUCCGCGAAACCACAACAUACGCUUGAAUUAGCAAGAUGUCUUAAUGAUCAUAUAGCUCAAGUAUGUAAAGAUGACCCAAAAAGAUUUGUUGGACUUUGUACUUUGCCAAUGCAAUCUCCUGAAUUGGCCGUUCAAGAAUUACGUAGAUGCAUUAAUGAGCUUGGUUUUGUUGGCGCACAAAUUGGAAGUCACAUAAAUGAUUGGAAUUUAGAUGCACCUGAACUAGAUCAAUUUUGGAAAGCCUGUGAACAACUUGAUGCAGCCAUUUUUGUUCAUCCUUGGGAUAUGGAAAAUAAAGGCAGGAUGGAAAAAUAUUGGUUUCCUUGGCUCGUUGGAAUGCCAUGCGAAACCACUAUAUCAAUUUGUUCACUUAUAAUGGGAGGAGUAUUUGAAAGAUAUCCGAAACUUAAAGUAUCAUUUGCGCAUGGAGGAGGAUCAUUUCUAGGAACAUUAGGACGUAUUGCGCAUGGAUUUAAUGUACGACCUGAUAUAUGUGCCUUAAAAAUUAAAAAGAAUCCUAUGGAAUAUUUAGAUCGAAUUUAUGUUGAUUCCUUAGUACAUGAUGAAGAUACAUUGCAUCUUUUGAUAAAAAAAUUGGGAAUUAAUAAAGUGAUGUUAGGAAGUGAUUAUCCUUUUCCAUUAGGAGAACAUCAUCCUGGUAAAUUAAUCGAAGAGUGUGAUUGGUUAACUAAUGAAGAUAAAGAAAAGGUAUUAAGUGGAAAUGCACUUAAAUUCCUCGGGAUUGAACAUAAAAGAGAUAUGUUUACUAAGGAAAAUAAAGAAAAGAAUGUACAAUAUAAAGAUAACUAAAAAAAAAUUAUUAAUAAUUUUUCUAAUAGAACGGAAAAAAGAUUUCUUAAAAGUUUGUGAUCUUUUAUAUUAAUUAUCAUAGGAUCUACAAGAGUACAAGACGUUAUGUAAUAACGAAAUGUUCUAACGGAACAUUUUUUUUUUAUUCUCUAUUUUAUAAAUAAUUUUUACUUUUUAAAUAAAUUUUUUUUUUACGGGGAUACCCGGAAAGUUUUAAAGAUAAUCUAUAUACAGAACUAUGGUAUAUAAAAAAUUAUUUUACUUUAUUUUAUAUUAUUUUUAUUAU
Molecule: messenger RNA, 1497 nt
Organism: Rhizophagus irregularis DAOM 181602=DAOM 197198
Lineage: Eukaryota; Fungi; Glomeromycota; Glomeromycetes; Glomerales; Glomeraceae
Biological process (GO): secondary metabolic process
Cellular component (GO): cytoplasm; cytosol
Molecular function (GO): hydrolase activity; carboxy-lyase activity
Source: RefSeq, a predicted model, not a curated record